AUGGUGACAUUAACAAAUGAAUAUGAAAGUGAUUCAUUUGUUUCUGAAAUGUCAUUUAAUGAAGAUAAAAAUCCAGUUGAAAAUCUUCGUCGAACAUUAGAUAUUCAAGGAGAUAAAUUAAAUCAAAUUUCAUCAAAUAAUAGAGAAUUAAUUAAUGUUCAAAGUCAAUUAGCACGAUUAAGAUCUGAAUUAGAAAAAAGUGAAAUGUUAAGACAAACAUUAGAAUAUGAAUUAACACUUCUUCGAACACAACAUGGAAAACAAACAGCAUUUACACAUCAUUUACAAAAUCAAUUUAAUCAAGCCAAUGAUCAAAUAAAACAACUUCAAUUACAAGUAGAAACUCAUAAUCAAUAUAAAGAGAACGAAUUGAAAGGAAAAGAUAAAAAAAUUCUCGAACUUGAAAAUGAAACUGAAACAUUACAUGAACGAGAAAGACGAAUCGAAGCAUUAAAUGAACAAAUUCAAAAAAUGGAAAAAACAUUUACUGAUUCGGAAACAUUAUCAAGAAAAAAUUUAGCUCAAUCAAUUUUAGCGAAAGAACGAGAAAC
Molecule: messenger RNA, 551 nt
Organism: Adineta steineri
Lineage: Eukaryota; Metazoa; Rotifera; Eurotatoria; Adinetida; Adinetidae
Source: the annotation of a GenBank genome assembly